Molecule: messenger RNA, 2082 nt
Organism: Monoraphidium neglectum
Lineage: Eukaryota; Viridiplantae; Chlorophyta; Chlorophyceae; Sphaeropleales; Selenastraceae
Product: autophagy-related protein 7
Exons: 5
Coding region: 1-2082 (693 amino acids)
Biological process (GO): autophagy of mitochondrion; C-terminal protein lipidation; cellular response to nitrogen starvation
Cellular component (GO): cytoplasm; phagophore assembly site
Molecular function (GO): Atg8 activating enzyme activity; Atg12 activating enzyme activity
Source: RefSeq, a predicted model, not a curated record
AUGGUGAGCAUGCGCUGCAUGCCGCGCGGCGCCGCCAUGCAGGGCGCCCACGAGCUCCCUGGGGACCUGCUGAACGUGAACACGAUCGAGGGCUUCAGGAACGCCGACAAGAGGGCGCUGCUGCAGCAGGCCGGCGCGCGGAUCUGGCGCGACAUCGUCAGCGGCGCCGCCGAGGCGUCGCCGGAGCUGCUGUCGCGGUUCUUGGUGCUCACUUUCGGGGACCUCAAGCGCUAUGAGUUCACGUAUUGGUUUGCCUUCCCGGCGCUCAAGCCGCCCGCACCGUUCCAACAGCUGGCGGCGCGGCCGCUGGCGGAGUGCCUGGAUGCUGAAGCAGUCGCCGCGGCCUGCGACGCGUGGAGGGGCCUGGCGCCCGCUGAUCCUGCCUGUCCGCCUGCCGCCCCCGCCGGCCGCUCGCCGCCGCCCUUCUUCCUCCUGCGCCUCGGCGGCGCCGGCGGCCCCGCCGCCGAGGCAGUGCCUCUCUCGUCCUGGCGUGAGGCGUCCGCCUCAGCUGACACCAGCACGCCGCUGGCCGGCAGCAGCGCCGGAGCCGCCGCCCCAUCGGAUGGCGCCGGUGGCGGCGGCGCGGCGCGGCUGCUGGUGGCGGUGGCGGACCCCAGCCAGAUCCCGCUCGCCCCCGGCUGGCCGCUGCGCAACCUGCUGCUGCUCGCGGCCGCGCGCUGGCGCGCCCGCGCGCUGAGCGUGCUGUGCAUACGCGACGGCAAGGGGCGGCUGGACGCGCAGCGGUCGUUCAUCAUCGACGUGGCGCUGCCAGAGGUGCCAGAGGGCUGGUGCUGCGGCGGGGACGGCGGGGCGGCGGCGCCGGACGCGGUAGGGUGGGAAGCCAACACCCAGGGCAAGCUCGCGGCCAGGCGCGUGGACGUGAGCGCCAUGAUGAGCCCCGUGGCCCUGGCUGACCAGGCGGUGGACCUAAACCUCCGCCUCAUGAGGUGGCGCGCCGCCCCCGCGCUAGACAUUGCAGCCCUCGCCGCCACAAAGUGCCUGCUGCUCGGCGCCGGCACCCUCGGCUGCGCGGUCGCGCGGACGCUGCUCGCCUGGGGCGUGCGGGACAUCACGUUCGUCGACUCGGGCCGCGUCGCGUUCUCGAACCCCGUGCGGCAGAGCCUCUUCACCUUCCAGGACUGUCUUGGCGGCGGGCGCCCCAAGGCCGAGGCCGCGGCCGAGGCGGUGCAGCUGAUUUUCCCGAGCGCGCGCGCCAGGGGCGUGGCGCUUUCGAUCCCCAUGCCGGGCCACCCGCCGGCGGACCGCGGCGCGGCUGAGGUUCGCGCGUCCGAGGAUGUGGCGGCGCUGGACGAUCUGGUGGCGGCCCACGAUGUUGUGUUCCUGCUGACCGACAGCCGCGAGAGCCGCUGGCUGCCGGCGCUGCUGGCGGCGGCGCGGCGGAAGCUGGCUAUCACGGCGGCGCUCGGGUUUGACGGGUUCGUGGUCAUGCGCCACGGCGCGCCCGCAGCGGCGGCUGAGGGCACUGAGCAGCAGCAGCAGCAGCAGGAGCAGCAGCAGGCGCAGCAGCAGCAGCCGCGGCCGGCCGGCGGCGGCCGGCUGGGCUGCUACUUCUGCAACGACGUGGUGGCGCCGGUCAACUCCGCGGUUGACCGGUCGCUGGACCAGCAGUGCACCGUCGCGCGGCCGGGGCUCGCGCCCAUUGCGGGCGCGCUGGCCGUAGAGCUCAUGGCAGCACUGCUGCAGCACCCCCUCGGCGUCGACGCGCCCUCGGCCGCCGGCGGGGAGAGCGCGGCGGCGCUGGGCCCGGUGCCGCACAUGCUGCGGGGCCAGCUGUCCGGCUUCAGCCAGGUGUCUAUGGAGGGGCGCGCGUUCAGCCAGUGCACAGCGUGCUCGGACGCGGUCGUGGCGCUGUGGCGCGCGCGGGGGGCGGCGUUUGUGAUGGAGGCGCUGCGGCGGCCGGGCAUGCUGGAGGAGGUCACGGGGCUGGCGGAGCUGCACAGGCAGGCGGCGGCCGCGGCGGAGGCGCGCGCCGCCGCGCUCGAGGCGGCGGCCGCGGAGGAGGGGGGCGGUGUUGGGGGCGGGGGUGACGAUGGCGAAGGCGACGAGUGGACGGAGCUCUGA